This is a messenger RNA of Thlaspi arvense, 1247 nucleotides long. The record is from the annotation of a GenBank genome assembly. Lineage: Eukaryota; Viridiplantae; Streptophyta; Magnoliopsida; Brassicales; Brassicaceae.
GGUCGGAAGAAGGGAAGACAAAAUCCUCAUCACCUUGCAAAAGUAUGGACAGAAUCAAUGAGUUGUCUGAUCACUUGCUAGUUAAGAUAUUAUCGUUUGUUCCAACGAAAGUGUCUGUAUCCACUAGCAUUCUGUCUAAGCGAUGGGAGUUUCUCUGGAUGUGGGUGCCUAAGCUCGAAUACAUUGAUUACGAAGACGUUACUGAUUUUUCUCAGUCUCAUUACGAAGACCCUCAUUACGAAGAUGUUAUUGAUUUUUCUCAGUCUCAUUACGAAGACGUUACUGGUUCUUCUCAGCCUUCAAUCCUAAGGUAUCGAGAUUUUAUUAACCAGAACCUGCCUUUACAUAAAGCUCCCAUCAUAGAAAGCUUGCGCCUCAGAUUUCUUUCUGCAUUAUUCCGACAUGCGGAUCUCAACCUAUGGGUUGAAAUUGCAGUCUCUCGCUGCGUCCGGGAGCUAGAGCUAUGUAUUGACCAUGAUUCAGUAUUGCCGAAUAGUUUAUAUACCUGCAAAUCGCUAGUGACUUUGAAGCUUCAAGGGAAGAAUGUUCUUGUGGAUGUCCCUGGAACGGUUUGUCUCCCUUCUUUGAAAACCUUGGAACUUAAACGGGUGGCAUACUUCAAUGAAGACUCUCUUCGACUGCUUCUAUCAUGUUGCCCUGUUCUGGAAGAUCUGGUGAUCUUUCGAGAUGAUGAGCCUGACAAUUUGAAAGUGUUAGUUGUUACUGUCCCGUCCUUGCAGAGAUUAUGGAUAAUCAAUUCUUGUUCUUCUGGUGAUUGUGUGAUAGAUACCCCUUCUUUGAAGUAUUUUGAAGUUGAGGACCACAGAGACAGUUUCUCCUAUUCGAUUAAGCAUAUGACAAAGUUGGAAGAGGCAUACAUUUCUGUUAAGAAAGCUAUGUACCAUGCUGGUAUUGUCUUCGAUCAGCUUGAACAUCUGAAGCUAAGUGUAAUGAAGAAUGAUUGGUCGAAGUUACUUUUCAGGUUGCUCAAUGAUUCUCCUAAACUGCAAGUCCUUAGUCUCUCCGUCUUUGGAUUUUUUGUCGACCAAGAACAGAUUAGCUGGAGUAUUGAACAGAGUUCGAUUCCUAAAUGUUUGUUGAAGAGUUUUGAAACUUUCGAGUUUAGAGGGUACUAUAAGGGAGGAUUAGAAGAGAGAGAUAUCUUGAGUUUUCUCUUCAAACAUGACGUUAUGUUCAGAAGUCUUGAGACUCUUUGUAAUCAUUACUUUUCAGGUUGCUUGAAGUUA